UUCUUCUUUUUUUCCCAAAGUCUUUAAUGUCUUCUGGACUUUAUAGAAGACAGCUUUUUAUAUGUUAUCUUCACUUUCGAACGACUUUCCUUCCUAACAUAUCCCAAAACCUAUCUCUUUAAUUUAUUCCUAUCGUACUUACAGCUUUUAUUAAAAAAACUUUCUUAUUUUAAUCACUAAACAAUUAAUAAAACAUUUAUUUAUGAUUUUUCAUUUUCGUUAAAGCUCUUUUAUUAAAAACUUAAUCACAACAAAUUUAUUAAUCUUAAAUUUGACCUUAGGAUAAAAUUUAUAUAUUAAUCUUAUAUCUGUUAUACAUUAAAUAAACUUUAAUUUCUGCGCAACAAACUAAUUUAUUAUUUAUUUCUUGUCUCUGUCUUUGUAGUUUUAGUAUAAAUAAAGCCAUUUUGCUCCGAGGAACUUCUCAUUCAGUCGGACCAACUUGUGACCGAAGAAAGCAAAUUGAGACUACGCACCAACUAGUCCUUUGGUUUGUAUCUUAAGAUAAAGGUUUCUUUUAUGGACGGUUCUUCGUUUCUCGACAUCUCUCUCGAUCUCAACACCAAUCCUUUCUCCGCAAAACUUCCGAAGAAGGAGGUCUCAGUUUUGGCUUCUACUCACUUAAAGAGGAAAUGGUUGGAGCAAGACGAGAGCGCAAGUGAGUUACGAGAGGAGCUAAACAGAGUUAAUUCAGAGAACAAGAAGCUAACAGAGAUGUUAGCUAGAGUCUGUGAGAGCUACAACGAACUACAUAAUCAUUUGGAGAAGCUUCAGAGUCGCCAGAGCCCUGAAAUCGAGCAGACCGAUAUACCGAUAAAGAAAAGAAAACAAGACCCGGAUGAGUUCUUAGGCUUUCCUAUUGGACUCAGUAGUGGAAAAACUGAGAACAGCUCCAGCAACGAAGAUCAUCAUCAUCAUCAUCAGCAACAUGAGCAGAAAAAUCAGCUUCUUUCAUGUAAAAGACCAGUCACUGAUAGCUUCAACAAAGCAAAAGUUUCGACUGUCUACGUGCCUACUGAAACAUCGGACACAAGCUUGACAGUUAAAGAUGGAUUUCAAUGGAGGAAAUACGGACAAAAGGUUACAAGAGACAACCCGUCACCUAGAGCUUACUUUAGAUGCUCGUUUGCACCGUCUUGUCCAGUAAAAAAGAAGGUACAACGCAGCGCAGAGGAUCCAUCUUUACUUGUAGCGACAUACGAAGGGACGCAUAACCACUUGGGUCCAAAUGCUUCUGAAGGGGAUGCUACAAGCCAGGGUGGGUCAAGCACAGUGACUUUGGAUCUGGUUAAUGGCUGUCAUAGACUAGCGUUGGAGAAAAACGAAAGGGAUAAUACGAUGCAAGAGGUUCUGAUUCAACAAAUGGCGUCAUCGUUAACAAAAGAUUCGAAAUUUACAGCUGCUCUUGCUGCUGCUAUAUCUGGGAGGUUAAUGGAGCAAUCUAGAACAUGAACGUUUUUAGUGAAUGUAUUGUUUUUGUUUGUUUAGAAUGAUUCUUCGUUUUCGAAUUGUGUCUUUCGAUUAGGAGAUAAAAGAUGUAUAUAAAUAUUAUAAGUAGAUGAAGAAAUCGUAUAAGUAUUCGAGAAACUUUAAAUGUACGAAUUCUAUAUAACCAGUUAGAUGUCGUCUGAAUACUGUAUAUGAAAAUUUUGAAAUAAAUGAUGUGGUUAAAAAAGGGUCACCAUAAAUAUUCAAUCACAAUAGUCUCUUUCAUUUAUUGGAAAUUUGGAGUCAUUUGAG
Molecule: messenger RNA, 1740 nt
Organism: Arabidopsis thaliana (thale cress)
Lineage: Eukaryota; Viridiplantae; Streptophyta; Magnoliopsida; Brassicales; Brassicaceae
Gene: WRKY18
Product: WRKY DNA-binding protein 18
Exons: 5
Coding region: 520-1452 (310 amino acids)
Biological process (GO): regulation of DNA-templated transcription; defense response to fungus; response to molecule of bacterial origin
Cellular component (GO): nucleus
Molecular function (GO): sequence-specific DNA binding; DNA-binding transcription factor activity
Source: RefSeq, marked reviewed